UUUGUUUAUCAUCCACAUGUUUCGCUUCUGUUACAUCUGGGUCAACGCCUGCCCUGCAGGAGUGGGGAGGUUUGUUUGGCUGUUGGAUAGGAAUACAAGCAUCAGCAACAGCCUGUGUUGUGUUGCAGCUUCGAUCUCAUUGACCGAGUAGUCAAGUUCAUUAAACCUGGGACAGACAGGUCACACGCUAACUCAUCUUAGGGUUGAACGGUCAGCGUGACGGUGCCAGCAUGCACUCCUGUGAGCCGGACUGUAGCAGACAGCUGCACUGGGCGGACAUCCUGGUCUUCUCAGCCGUGCUGGUCAUCUCGGCUGGCAUCGGACUCGUCUACGCCAUCAGAGCCAGGAAAACCUCGGCAGAGGAGCUGUUUGUUGGAGACCGGAAACUGCCCGUACUUCCGGUGAUGUUCUCCCUGAGCGUCAGCUUCGUCUCGGCCGUGUCCAUCCUAGGGGUGCCCUCAGAGAUCUACACAUCCGGCAGCGACUACUGGAUGGUGGGCUUCGGCUACAUCUGGGGGCUGGGGCUUGCUGGGGUACUGGUCCUUCCGGUCAUCUACAGACUACAGCUGACCAGUGCUUAUGAGUACCUAGAGCUGAGGUUCAACAGACCUGUCAGGCUAAUGGCGUCCUUCACGUUUAUCUUCAUGAUGAUCUGUUACAUGGCCAUAGUUAUCUACGCCCCAGCGCUAGCUCUGAGCUCAGUGACCGGCCUGUCGACAGAGAUUUCCAUCCUUGCCGUGGGUCUGGUGUGUACGGCAUACACAGCUCUGGGUGGCAUCAAAGCUGUCAUCUGGACAGACGUGUUCCAGACACUGGUCAUCACCUCUGGACUUCUGGCACUCAUCGUCCGCGGCACCGUCCAGGUGGGCGGGGUCUCGGCUGUUGUGGACAGGGUGGUCAAUGGGAGCAGGGCUGCUACUUACCCAAUGGACUUUGACCCCUUUAUACGUCACACCUUCUGGACCCUAACCGUGGGGGGUGGGUUUGGGAUGGUUGCCAUCUACGCGGCCAACCAGGCAACCCUGCAGCGCUAUCUGUGUGUGGAGACCCUCAACAAAUCCAGGCUGGUGCUACUGUUGAAUAUCCCACUGUCCGAGUUUUUCCUGGCCCUGAUGUGUCUGUGUGGGCUGGUCAUGUUCGCCUACUACCACGGGAGGGACCCUCUACUGACCGGCAGGGUCAAGAAACGUGACCAGCUCCUGCCGCUGUUCGUGAUGGAUCUGUUGGGUGACCUGCCCGGCAUGCCGGGACUCUUCAUCGCUUGUGUCUUUAGUGCUGCACUCAGCACCGUAUCUUCAGGCGUCAAUUCUCUGGCCACAGUUGCUGUUGAAGAUUUCCUGAAGCCCCUUCUUAUCAAACUUAAUGGCGCUUUACCAUCCACAAGAGUCAUGUCCUUCAUAGCUAUUGGCACAGCCUUGACCUUUGGCCUGCUGACCAUCGGGGCAGCCUACGUGACGGGGGCCCUAAGUCCGACCCUCAUCACCGUAGUGGUCAGUGUGCUAGGCAUGCUGGGGGGACCCCUGCUGGGCCUCAUGCUGGUCGGCCUUGUCUGCCCCUGGGUCAACCCGUGGGGAGCGGGUGCCGCCCUCUUGUCGAGUCUGACCAUCUGCAUGUGGACGGCCAUUGGUGCCAUAACCAAACCUCGAUCAGGGCCAGCUGAUAAUUCUACAACACACAACGUCUCAAGCAGGUUUGAUGUGAACGACUGGUACGAUUUGUCCUACCAACACUACGCCACACUUGCUGUGGUUGUGUCGCUCGUCAUAGGCAGCGUUGUGUCAUGGCUGACGUGCUGUAACAAGGGGAGAGAACUCCCAAGGGGAACUUACUACGAUGUAUUACGUCCCCUGAGAUGUGGCGGGACAGGUUCUUUCAAUCUGGCAGACACCAACACAAAAAGUCAGCCACAAGAUGAUCAGCAUCAGCAGUUUAAAAUGUCUACACUCGAUAAACCAGUUUUAUAAACUUGAUAAACCAGUUUUAUAAACUUGAUAAGUCAGUUUUAUAAACUUGAUAAGUCAGUGUUAUAAGCUUGACAAGUCAGUGUUAUAAACUUGAUAAAUCAGUGUUAUAAACUUGCUAAGUCAGUGUUAUAAACUUGAUGAAUCUGUUUUAUAAACUUGAUAAAUCAGUGUUAUAAUAAUGACAUUUUUAUACUGUCAAGAGAAACUGCCCUGACUAUUGAGCUCUAGACAUACAAACUGUACAGCUCACACUAAAUUGCCCCAUGAACCAUAGUAGCACAAAUGUGUACAUAUUGUUUAUAUGACCUUGUUAUGCUCUGAAUGUAUUGGAUGUAUAUCACUACCCAGCUGAUCAGUGUCAAGUAGUUGAAACAACCAGCUGGUGUGAGGGCAGGCUAGGAGGUUUUGAUCCAUCCCAGUCAGGCAAUCAUGUUUUUCAUAUUCACAUGUAAAAGGAUUAGAGUAUUUAGAGGGUAUUGUAAAAACAUUGUUAACCCGAAGCACAGAAGGUUUACAUGUGUUGAAGGUGGUAUUUUAACUGUUCUAGUGAGUUUAAUGUUCUAGGAUGUCAUGUUUAUGAUGUGAUGUUCUAGGAUGUCAUGUUUAUGAUGUGAUGUUCUAGGAUGUUAUGUUUAUGAUGUGAUGUUCUAGGAUGUUAUGUUUAUGAUGUGAUGUUCUAGGAUGUUAUGUUUAUGAUGUGAUGUUCUAGGAUGUUAUGUUUAUGAUGUCAUGUUCUAGGAUGUUAUGUUUAUGAUGUGAUGUUCUAGGAUGUCAUGUUUAUGAUGUGAUGUUCUAGGAUGUCAUGUUUAUGAUGUGAUGUUCUAGGAUGUUAUGUUUAUGAUGUGAUGUUCUAGGAUGUCAUGUUUAUGAUGUGAUGUUCUAGGAUGUCAUGUUUAUGAUGUGAUGUUCUAGGAUGUUAUGUUUAUGAUGUGAUGUUCUAGGAUGUUAUGUUUAUGAUGUGAUGUUCUAGGAUGUCAUGUUUAUGAUGUGAUGUUCUAGGAUGUUAUGUGUAAAAUUGUCAUGUUCUAGGAUGUGAUCUUAUGAUGUUAUGAUGUGAUUUUCUAGGAUCUAGAAUGUCAUGUGUAAAAUUGUCAUAUUCUAGGAUGUCAUGUUUAUGAUGUAAAUCUUCUAGGAUGUGAUAUCAUAAUGUGAUGUUGUGAUGUUCUAGGAUGUCAUGUGUAAAAUCAUUAUGUUCCAGGAUGUAAUUUUUUAUUAUAUGAAUCUUCUAUUAAGAUCUGGUACAGUAGUUUAUUAAAUAGCUAAUCUGAAACUGCUGACUGUAAAAAUUAAAAAAUAUUGCAAUUUUCUUUUAAGCUAUUUUUCUUUUCUUCUUCUCUCUCUCUCUCUUUCUCUCUCUCCCCUCCCCCUCUAUUCCUACAGGAAUGUAAACACAGCUUAAAUAAUAAAAGCAAAAUAUUUUUUUAUUGAGCUUAUAUAACAAAUCAAAUAUAGCUGAUCAUGUUAGUACUUAUUGAAAACAUAUCCAAAUAAACUAGCAGUGAUGACCAAUA
This is a messenger RNA of Physella acuta, 3475 nucleotides long. RefSeq names its product sodium-dependent multivitamin transporter-like. Gene Ontology annotation, biological process: sodium ion transport; transmembrane transport. NCBI's taxonomy places the organism in Eukaryota, Metazoa, Mollusca, Gastropoda, Physidae. The record is from RefSeq and is a predicted model, not a curated record. Gene Ontology annotation, cellular component: membrane. Gene Ontology annotation, molecular function: symporter activity.